Molecule: messenger RNA, 2216 nt
Organism: Misgurnus anguillicaudatus (oriental weatherfish)
Lineage: Eukaryota; Metazoa; Chordata; Actinopteri; Cypriniformes; Cobitidae
Gene: ccn2a
Product: cellular communication network factor 2a
Biological process (GO): positive regulation of cell differentiation; cell adhesion; signal transduction
Cellular component (GO): extracellular matrix; extracellular region
Molecular function (GO): heparin binding; integrin binding
Source: RefSeq, a predicted model, not a curated record
GCUGCUGCUGGAGAAUCAGAACGCUCCGAGUCCUCCUAAGAGAAGCAACAGUUGCUCAGCUCAGCUUAAACUUCGUACCGAAGCUAAACUCUAGCUUUCACUCGACGCCGUCAGGAGGAACCGGAUUCAGACUACGCAACGAGAUUAUCUUGAUCAAAUCCGAAGAGGAGACUGCAGUUUAGUAGCAGACACUUUGGAUCCCCAAAUUUGAUACGUGAACACAGAGGUCAAUAUGUUUUCUGGAAUGAUGACUCUGGUUUCUCUCCUGUGCCUGACCUUCUUAGGAUUGGCCACAGCUCAGGAGUGCAGUGGACAGUGCCAGUGCCCUAACGCACCUCCCCAGUGUGCUCCCGGUGUGAGCCUGGUGUUGGAUCCCUGUGGAUGCUGCCGAGUAUGUGCCAAACAGCUGGGUGAGCUGUGUACCGAGCGAGACGUCUGUGAUAUUCACAAAGGCCUGUACUGUGACUACGGCUCCCCGAGCAACCGUCGUAUUGGAGUUUGCACAGCCAGAGAAGGUGCCACCUGUGUAUUCAACGGUAUGGUGUAUCGCAGCGGAGAGUCCUUCCAGAGUAGCUGUAAAUACCAGUGCACGUGUCUGGAUGGUGCCGUUGGUUGUGUGCCCCUUUGCGGGAUGGACAUCAGAUUGCCCAGUCCUGACUGCCCGAUGCCUCGCAGGGUGAAGGUGCCAGGAAAGUGCUGUGAAGAGUGGGUGUGCGAUUCCCCUCAACAAAACACCUUUGUGGGCUCAGCUUUGGCAGCUUUCAGAGAGGAGGAAACAUACGGGCCCGACCUCUCCAUGAUGAGAGAGAACUGCUUGGUCCAGACCACAGAAUGGAGCGCAUGCUCAAAGACGUGUGGCUUGGGAAUCUCUACCCGUGUCACUAAUGACAACCGAGAGUGCCGUCUGGAAAAGCAGUCUCGCCUCUGCAUGGUUCGCCCCUGUGAAUCGCACUUGGAAGAGAAAAUUAGGAAAGGGAAAAAGUGCAUCCGCACCCCUCGUGUCUCCAAGCCCAUGAAGUUUGAGAUUUCUGGCUGCACCACCACCAAGUCCUACAGGCCCAAGUUUUGCGGCGUCUGCACCGAUGGUCGCUGCUGCACCCCCCACAGAACCACCACCCUCCCCAUGGAGUUCAAGUGCCAAGAUGGCCAAGUCAUGAAGAAGCAGAUGAUGUUUAUCAAGACCUGCGCAUGCCACUACAACUGCCCUGGAGAGAACGACAUCUUUGAAUCCAUGUACUACAAGAAGAUGAUCGGUGACAUGGCAUAAGACGACGACAACUACAACUAGUAGUAGAAAACCCAUCCAGAGACUGUCCACUUGAAUCGAACAGAUAUCCAUCUCAUAUCUCAGCACAAAGUAAUUGUUUGUCUUUUAAUGGUUUGUUUCUUUCAUUUUACAUCUUAUUUUUGUGUUUGCGUGUACGUGUACGUGUUUGUAUCUUGUACGUGGACUCAGAUUUAUAUAUGUAUAUUAAUUUUUAUGGUGGAUGUCUAGGGCUACUUUGCCUUGAAGUGCAUAAAGGUUAAGGCUAGUGGGCAGGGCUUAAAAAUGACCGGGCUCUAUUCGGACGCCCCUAAAAACAAUUAAUGCACUAUAGUCCGACUCUGUGACGCCCCGUGUCACUGAUUGGCAGAUGACGCCGAGCCCCUCCCUAAACUGUGGUGGGCGGAUUCAGAAUCUGAGAGCGUAAAGAAUAAGAAGCGUAAUGGACGGCAGCUUUUAACCCCAGAAGCUGAUCGCCUCACCCAGCUGGGAGGAGGAGAAAGAGAUUAGAAAGAAACUGAUGUGCUCUUGUGUUAAGUUCAGUGUUACUAUCAGCUCAGAUUUUGACUGAGCUGAACAGAGACAUAAAAGUUUGGCCAAGAAGUAUGAAGGUUAUAAAAGCACUGAGUGUUUGACUUUGACCGUCUGGCUCUUCCUGUUGGGAGACCGUCAGUACCCCUGUCAAAAAAGACUGGAUGAAUUGUAGCUUCAUUCUUUUUUUAUUACAGUAUCUGUUUUCUGACAGCUGUAAAUAAUGUACAUAUUUUGUACAGCUUAAUUUAAAUCAAAAAGCAUUUGUCUGUUUUUUUCUUGCUUGUUUUAUGAUAGCUUAAUGUGCUGACUUGACUGUUCUUGUUACAGUUUGUUCAAUAUUUUAUUGAGAAGUGUGACCAAAGAGGUUACAUGUUUUCACUUUUGUAGUUUUAAAUAAAAUAUUAUAUUUUUAUAUAAA